Molecule: messenger RNA, 1694 nt
Organism: Daktulosphaira vitifoliae (grape phylloxera)
Lineage: Eukaryota; Metazoa; Arthropoda; Insecta; Hemiptera; Phylloxeridae
Product: valacyclovir hydrolase-like
Exons: 5
Coding region: 738-1460 (240 amino acids)
Source: RefSeq, a predicted model, not a curated record
AUGACUGAUUGGACGGCACUGUCGUAAGAAGUAAAUACUACUUUAAAAAUACUUUUUAAGUGACAUAAAAGCAACUUUGUGUUUACACUCUUCAGUCUAAAAUGGAUUCAAAAUCAUUAUAGUCGUUUCAUAAGAUAAUAGAACGAAAUUGAUCGUUGAGCAUAAUAAUAAUCAGAUAUAUUUCCAAAAACAUACUAACUUUGAAAUCAUAAGAAAUAUAUAUCUGGUAUUAAAACAACUUAGUGAUUUUCAAUUUGAUUGCUUAUCGACAGAUGAAAAAUCUUAUUCUUACGUCGUCAAUUUACAAAGGGAAAUUUUACAAAAUACUAAAUUAAGUUUUGGACAAAUAACUUCAGAGGUAUCCUAUUCAUCACACACGAUUCUAUAUGAAGAUCAACGUAGUUUAUUAAAUAAAAAUUCGUUUAAAUAUUGCAAAACUAUAGUUAAAGAAAAAUAUGAACGAUUUAAAUUCUAUAAAAUAAGAACUAUGCAACUAUGAAAUUAACAGCAAAACUGAUAACAUCCAUCAAAAUAUGAAGGAUAAUGAAAAUAAAUAUCUAAAAAAUUAGAAACUUUAAAAAUGCUCAGAUAACGAAAUUUGAUUAGAAGACAAUUACUAUUGAUCUAUGGUCGUAGAAUUUUAGAAAUGGAAACAGAAGCUUUAAAACUAGAAUUAUUGUCAAAAAGUUAAGGUUAAUGAUAUAGAAAUCAACUAUCUAAAAGUAGGCAUUGGACCGAUGACUUUACUUGUUUUACCAGGAAUACUCGGUUCUGUGUCUAAGGGUACUUUGAAAACAAUAAUAUGGAAUCUGGAUCAUAAAAAAUAUACUAUUAUAGUAUGGGAUGCACCAGGUUUUGGCUUAAGUCGACCUCCAGACAGAAAUUACGCUCCAGGAUUCUUUUACAGAGAUGCUGAUUAUGCCAUUUCCUUAAUGAAAAUAUUAAAUAUUAAUAAAUAUUCAGUACUUGGUUGGUGUUUUGGCGGCGUUACAGCAAUGAUUGUUGCAUCUAAAGCAAUUGAUAAUGUUGAAAAACUUAUUCAAUGGGGUGCCAUAUCAUUUGUUACUGAAAAUGAUUUAAAAUAUUAUCGAAGUAUGCGUAGUAAUGAUGCUUGGCCCCCAAUUGUUAUACAAAAAUUUUUCGAUAUUUACGGAGAAGAGUAUUUUACAAAAACGUGGCAAGGUCUUGUAGAUACUGUUGAAAAUAUCGCAGCUAAUUUAAAUGGAGACAUUUGCCAAGAAGCUCUUUCUAAAAUUAUGGCACCAACUCUUGUUAUACAUGGUACUAAAGAUGAAGCGGUUGACAUGAAACAUCCACUUUACAUUCAGAAUAAUAUUAAAAAAUCUUCAUUAGAAUUAAUUCAAGAUGGAACACAUCAUAUGCAUAUUUCUCAUUACAAUCAAUUAAACUCUUUAAUUGAUAAUUUUUUAUCUGGAAAUUAUUUACCUCACUUUAAUUAAAAUGAUUCUAAUAUGUGAAAUUUAAUUUUUAUAUUUUUAAAAAUUCUAAUAAUUUCCAAGUAAAAAAUUUUAUGCUUGACUUGUAUCAAUUAAAAUAUUUAUUUUUAAAUAAUAUAAUGAAAAAGGCUAUUUAUUAAAAAAAAUUAAUAUUGUAUAAUACGUUUAGUAUUUCUCGUACAUAUCACACUAUAUAAGUCUAUAUUUAACAAAAGUUUGGUUAAUAAAUAAGAAAAC